GUCCGAGCCCACGUCCUUCCGAGGGCGCGCGCGCCGGUGCGGGUGCGUGCGUGAGCCUGCGUGAGCGUGCGCGUCUCCGCCGCUGCCGGUGCUGCUCCCGCGUCCUGUGUUGCUGCCGCCGACUGCCGGGAUACCUAGCUUGAGGAGUGCGUCUGCUGGCUGCCAGCAGCGCCGCGGAGCGGGAGCGGAGCCGCGGAGCAGGCGGCGGGCGGCGGGCGGACAGAUUAAUCUACUAUGGCAGACCAGAGGCAACGUUCACUCUCUACCUCCGGAGAAUCAUUGUACCAUGUACUUGGGUUGGACAAGAAUGCAACCUCAGAUGACAUUAAGAAAUCCUAUCGGAAGCUUGCCCUGAAAUAUCAUCCAGACAAGAACCCUGAUAACCCAGAGGCUGCAGACAAGUUUAAGGAGAUCAACAACGCCCAUGCCAUCCUGACAGAUGCCACAAAAAGAAACAUCUAUGACAAGUAUGGCUCUCUGGGGCUCUACGUGGCCGAGCAGUUUGGGGAAGAGAACGUCAACACGUACUUUGUACUCUCCAGCUGGUGGGCCAAGGCCCUUUUUGUGUUCUGCGGCCUCCUCACCUGCUGCUACUGCUGCUGUUGCCUGUGCUGCUGCUUCAACUGCUGCUGCGGGAAGUGCAAGCCAAAGGCCCCUGAGGGUGAAGAGACCGAGUUCUACGUGUCCCCUGAGGACCUGGAGGCACAGCUGCAGUCUGACGAGAGGGAGGCCACAGACACACCGAUCGUCAUACAGCCAGCAUCUGCCACAGAGACCACCCAGCUCACGGCUGACUCCCACCCCAGCUACCACACUGACGGGUUCAACUAAGUUCAGGAAAAGCUGUGAUUAGAGGAUGAAUCGGCACCCAGCCACUGCAACCUUAGAAUCAUGAACUGUAGUCACCGAGAUGGGGAGGCAGCAGCCGACCUGCCUGGCUGUGUCGGGCCCCUCCCACCUCCUCUACGCCCACCCAUCCGUCAAUCCUCGAUACAUGAAGUGCGUAGCAUGCAGUAUUUAAAGCAGUGUAGCUACGGUCUUCUUUGUUUUUCCUUUUUUAAUAGCAUGUAUGGGUUAUGUUCAGUGUCUGUGUUGUGGACAUGCCACGGCCUAGCUACAUUAACUGGAUUGUGGAGCUGUCUUGGGGCUUUCAGUCAGAUUGGUCCCGGAAGGGCUGACUGCAGCUGCCAGUUUCCAUCUGGCCAGUUGGGCUACGAAAGAACAGGCCUCCCUUUGCUUCCUGGUACCCACAAGGGCUGGAGGCAGGUGCUGCCUGGUAGAGCUGCAUCUCCAUCUUGACUUUGGUGUCCCAAGGUGGGGUCUGGUCCACACUCUGCUCCCUGGCCUUGAGGCUGCAGGCAGGGCACUGAUCUCACUGGCGGGGAAAGGAGGUGGGCCUCAUCCUCCCAGGUACCACCAGCAUCAUAGUCAUUUAGUGGUGUUUGUGUUGGACACAGUUUGCACCUUGUUUACUUGGCCUCUUGGAAGGAUUUCUUCAGUGGAUAGAUUUGCUGUGGAAAGUACAGGCACAUCCUUUCUGAGGGUCAACUCAAGCUCAGCACAGCAUCUUUAGCCUGUAUCUCUGUCACGUGGACUGAGGUUCCUGUCCUUAGAGGUGUGUCCCUUGCCAGUGUGUGAGAGGUCAUGUGUCUCUGUUUCUCUACCUUUCCCAAGUGAACAGCUGGAUUGAUGGGGCCAUGGUCUCUCUUCUCUUUUCUGUAGGUCAGACUCCACAUUCCUUCGAACUUACCUGUUUUUUAAAUCUUUUUUUUAACUUCUGAAAACUGCAAGAGAUAGCAUCUGCUUAGUUAUAGUCUGAGGGUCUGAGGUGGCCAGUGGCACAUGGCUGCUUAUACCUAGGAAGUGUAGCAUAAGUGUGCAGCCCCUAGCACCCUGCUCCCUAUGCUUGCCAGAGCUUGGUCCACCCCCUUGCCUUCGUCUUUGCCUGUCAUCCAUGGUUCAGCAGAGCAGGAAUAUUGGGUUCCAGGAGGAAAGCGUCUGGAGCCAAGGUGCCACAGGAGAGUUGGGUCCCAGGGAGGCUGCUAUGAUGCCUCAGCUCAUCAGCCAACCUGGAAGGUUAGUGCUGGACCACAAACCCUUGGAGAAGCCACUAGCAGUCAGUCUGUCCCCUCCGUGCCCCAGACCUUGUGGGUGUACCCUCGAUAGGAGAGCUGAGGAGAUGUAGACCGUGUGCCCGUACUGACCGAGGUUUGGAGCUGCCUCACCCACGGCAGCUACCUGCCUGUGCUAGACCAGAUUCCCGCAGGGUGGAUCCCUGCAGAUCCUUCCAAAGCCAGGUGUUCUCUCAAUUUCCAACAGAGAUUGAGGAGGAGAAGGCUUAUGCGGAGACUCCAUGGCCCAGGCAACUUGUGUGCUCCUGAAGGGUACUUUCCCCUGUGCCUGCUGAUUUUUGGCCCCAGCUCACCAGCAUAUCCAGAGAGGAGGGUCAGGGUGGAAGGAAGUUGCAAGAAGGGGCAGCAAGAGGACAAACCUGACAUGCUUCAGAAUACCUCAGUGGUUGAAGGUCCCCAGCUCAUCCUGGUUAGAGUGCAGUGACACUGCAACCCCUAGCUGCUGUCCCACAUGGGCCAGGAGCUGGUUGGCUGCCAGCACCAGGUUCUUGGGUGGGUUUGUCUGUUUUGCUCAUUAAAAUGAUCAUGAAGACAUUAGGGGAACAUUCAUCUAAGAUUUGUUAGAAAUGAUGUUAACAUCAGAUCUCUUGUGGAAGGACAAGAAAUGCACUGUUGGGCUUGUCCAGAAACAGGAAGUGAGACAACUGGGUAUCUUGUGUGCCAGCCCUAGUAUGACAUCAACGGGGGACUCUGCAGAAAGUCCACCUGGUCAGCCUUUGUGACUUGCUGGAGAGCAUUAGAAAGUGAGUUGUUCUUCCCCCGAAUGGCCAAGAACCAGGCUUAGAGUGUGGACAAAGUGGAAAGUGUGGUGGCCUGAAAGGGGUCUGCAGGGACAGCCAUCCUGGUCUGCAGCUCUGUGGCUCUUCCCUCCUGUCCCAGUGACCUUGGCCAGAUAGCUCUUCAGCUGGAGAGCCCUGGGUGGUGGCUCAGGAGGGAGAGCAGCACUUGAACCCAUGACCAGUGACCUUUCUUUGUAAAGCUAAAUAAAUCAUGUAGAAUGUGUGGAAAUAAAUAUAUGACAGGUGUCAAGGUGAUGACAGUGACUACCCAAGGCCCAGCUGGGGAUGACUAAACGACAAGGUUGGGAGCCCUUCCUACCACCCAAUCUUUUUUUUUUUUUUUUUUUGGUUUUUCUCCGGUACCGGGAACCGAACUCACGACCUUGCGCUUGCCAGGCAGGCGCUUUGCCGCUGAGCUAAAUCCCCAGCCCCUACCACCCAAUCUUAAUGCAAACCCCUCUUCAGUGUUUUACUAUGUUGGUCUUAGGCCUGCGUGGUUUUGGCCCUUUUAAUAACUAGAGUCUUGGGGAAUCAGCUUGUACCAUUUCCUGUCUAAGUGCUAACAAAUCAGAAUGACCCCCAGUUCUCCUCAGACUCCUGCACCAGUGGCCAUAUCAGGAGUCCACUCCCAGGCUAUAGAUGGUGCCAGGGCAUAUUGCCUGGAGAGUGCUGUGGCCAUUGUGCCUGGAAGCCUGUCAGAGCCACAGGUGUCCCUCAGGGUCCAAGCAGCACUGGUCACUUCUAAGCUGUAGGAAAAAUAUGGGAGUCGACCUGUGAGGCCAUUUCAUGGGAGCUGCUGCUGCUGCUGCUGCUGCUGUGUAGAUUUCUGUUUCCACUCAGUGAUGUCUUUUCUUGUCUCCCUUUUGGCUUUACUCUAUUUUUAAAACUGCUUUAGAUAUUACUGCUCACUGUUCAUGAGCCUUCCUAGUUCUCUGAGGUUCAGUUAAUAUAGCCAACACCCAGUGGGACCUGUUAGGAAAAGAAACCAGAGCACUCGCUGUAGUUCCGGAAACUUUAUCUCGGUGUUGUCGUUGUUGGACUUGACCACAAGCACCAGUCCAAGAAAGGCCCUGAGUCAUGAAACAUCAGGACGCUUCAGAUGUCUGACGCCGGCUUCCACUGGCAGCAGUACCCAUUGUCCUGCUGAGCCCAUGGCAGUCUAUUCCAGGUGAGCCUCGUGCUGGAGAAGCAUCCACCAGUGUACCUGGUAUCUUGGGAGAUGGUGACCUUGGCCUGCAGACUGUCACUGAAGGGUCCAAGUGCUGUGAGCUGAACUGGGGUGGAUCCUGUCCCUCCACGGGGCCCUCAGCACACCCUGCCAUGGGGAGUGGUUUGAGGGGUAUAUCAAGUGACUGAUCUCAUUCCUUUCCAGUAUUCUGAGCUGUGAACCCAUGCGGCCCAGUACUGACUUGUUUCUGUUGUAUUUUGGUUAUAAAUCAUCCUCCUGUGGAAUUGGCAAAAGCUACAUCUUUACUGUACUCACAAGCACGGUUUGCGUUGUCACAUGCUGUGAGUGUGGGCUGUGGUGUGUCUGUGUGUACAUAUGUGUAUAUGUAUAUAUUGUGCAGCAGGCCUGUCAUGCUGCUGUCCAGUGGCUAAGCGACAAGUACAAUAAAGUUCGCUCUCAAGCGGCUCUGGUUUCUUGGCAAGUUGAGCAGGGAUAGGGUCUCCAUGUGGUCCUCCCAGUCGAUGCACAGCAGCAAACUGAGCUGCUCUGCAGAAAGCCCUUGUGCCUGAAAGCACUGCUAAGGCCCCGCCAGCGUUGGACCUUAGGGUUGGGCGUGAGGUGGCUUGUCAUAAACAUGUCCAUUCUUGAGGGCUCUAUCCUGCUCAUCUGACCCACAGGUAUGGGAAAUCUAGGAAGGAGGUAACUUGAGGAAACCCUCCCCUUCCUCAAACACUGAAACUACUUUUCUGAGCACUAAAUACAAUCAGUGGCAAGGUUGCCUGUGAAGGGCAGCGUGGACAGGGACUCCCUGCUGGCCAUUUAUGGGAAGGGUCAGAAACAACUUACACCACUCUCCAGGAAGGGCCUGGACCAAGAGCCCUGCAGGCAGGACUGGGGAGAUUUGAUUUCCUGGAACGUGGGGCAGUGUUUCAAUCUGAAUGUGGAGGAGGAGUUUACACUGAAGCAUAUAUAUGCUAUUUUUUAAAAAUGAAAUGUAAAUGCAUGGAAAGCAAUUGUCCGUGCACUGAUUUUACCCCACUCCUGGAAACCAAUUACACUGGGGUGCGAGUUGCUAUCAGAGCCCUGGCUGACUGACUUGCCUACACUCCAGGGGCCAGGCUGGAGGGCUCAGAUGGUUUCGCAUGGUGAUCUCCAUCUUGUAUGUCUGAAUGUUGACCUAAAAUAAAGAUAACUGUUGUAAAAUAAAUCUUUUCACAGCAGAA
This is a messenger RNA of Chinchilla lanigera (long-tailed chinchilla), 5302 nucleotides long. It is a transcript of the gene Dnajc5, whose product is annotated as DnaJ (Hsp40) homolog, subfamily C, member 5. The transcript is spliced from 5 exons. Lineage: Eukaryota; Metazoa; Chordata; Mammalia; Rodentia; Chinchillidae. Gene Ontology annotation, cellular component: membrane; presynapse; intracellular membrane-bounded organelle. Gene Ontology annotation, biological process: regulation of synaptic vesicle cycle. The record is from RefSeq and is a predicted model, not a curated record. Bases 235 to 831 code for a protein of 198 amino acids.